GGUGGGUCGUCUGACAGCCCAACACAGUUGGCACAGCCUCCCUGAGAGUGGGGGUAGAGAGAGAGAGAGAGAGAGAGAGGGAGAGAGAGGGAGAGGACAGGGUGAGUUCGGAGAGAAGGAAAAGAAGAAGGAACUCUCAACUCCUUGUCUCCAAAGACUCACUUUCAGGAAAACCGUGAACGCACUGAAGAAAAGGGAAAAAAAAAAAGCAAAGCAGGCCUGGCACGGGAUCUCCAUAAAUGCAGCUGAAUUCCUGUCCUGCUUCUCCUCGUCCUUCGGUUUCUCUCUCUCUCUCUCUCUCUGGCACAGCCUGACCACCCCUCUGCUCAGCUGGCCUGAGGGCACCCAGCCUGUUUCUGGCCAGAAGGAAACACCAGAAAGAGCCACCGUCCCCCAUACCUGCUCCACAGCAGUACCUCCCUCGUCCCCCUCCUCCCCCACUCGUCCAACAUGACCUUGCUGGCCUCUGAGAGGUCGCUGCUCAUCCGCAGCAAAUUCCGCUCAGUUCUGCAGCUGAGGAUCCAGAACCGCAGGCAGCAGAAGGAGCUGAGCGCUGACUCUGGUGAGGGUGUGAAGGCCUCCUGCCCUGACAAAGUAGGGGAGAAAGAGGCUAACGCUGUAGCGCACCAGACAGAGGAUGGCGCCACUCUGAAGUCACCCCCUAGUGGUCUGGCUGCUGAAGCUGCACAAGACAGGGCCUGUGGCGCAGCUCAGAGGCAGAAGAAGGCUCGUCUGGCCGAUGAUGCAAGCGAGAAGGUUCAGAAAGGACCGGGACGGCUGGAGCUUCUCCAGAAACACAUACUGCCUUUGGAAAACACUGCUGUUUCCUUCACCUCACCUUCAGAUGUCUUCGAAGAUGAUGUCUCCUCAUGUUCUUCGGCGUCUCCUGAGCAACUCGGGAUUCACCAGUCCCCCGGCUUCUCCUCCUCACCUGGACUGAGCAGUGACCAAUCGCUGAGUGAUGUGUCACCUGUUGCCACGCCCAUCAGCUGCAGUCCAAGCAAUGUUCAGUGCAGCUUAGCGCUGUUUCCAGCUGCAGAGGGUGUCGGUCAGCCAGUGGCCGUGACGGUGGCGGGGUCAAACUCCAUAGCAAUGACUGGGAGACCAAAGGGGAUGUACAUGUCCUCUCAGACAACACCACUGCUGCCAAAGACAACUCAGCCCUCAACCCCACCCAAUCUUUCCACCCUGGGGGGGUCUUUAUCAUCACCCCGCCCCCCGCGGCCACGCAAAACACGCGACUGUAAGCCUAAAAUGAGGAAGCUGAAGUACCACCAAUACAUCCCCCCAGACCAGAGGGGCGGUUCAGGGGGCGGUUCUGGGAGUAAUUCCCAAAAGAACAGCGCCAGUCAGGCUCAGCCUAUCGACCCCGCCUACUCCCGCCUCCUACAGCAGCAGCAGGUCUUCCUGCAACUGCAGAUUCUCAACCAGCAACAACAGCUCACUGUGGCAACCAGCAGUGAGAACCAAGUAGUGAGCUUUUCUGGAGCUGUGCCGCAAAGCUGCCCUCAGCCUGUUGCCCCGGCAACAAACCCCACCCUCCGAGAAACAAGUCCCACCCACAAGCCGGAAUUACUUCCUCCAAACCUUGAUGACUUAACGGUGUCUGAACUCCGACAGCAGCUGCGCAAACGUGGACUUCCGGUCUCCGGCACCAAACCCGCCCUGCUGGAGAGACUCCGCCCCUACCAGAUGCCCCGCCCCCAGGUAACCCCCGCCCCUCUCUCCCAGAUGGAGGUGACCCUGGACCCUUCCCAGCCGCCCAGUCUGAGCAUCUCUAACGUGGAUGUUUCCACCAGCCCUCCUCACAUCUACAUCCAGUCUUCAGGACUUGUGGAGCAGGGCUUGACUGGGGUCGCUUACCUGACCUCCCCGGCUUCUUCUGCGGGCUCCAGCCCGAGCCUGCAGGCCCCCUCGCCUCCACUGCCCUCCGUCGCCCUCUGGAGGUCAGAGCAGGCAGCGGAGGAGCUGAGUGUGGAGCUGAAGAUGAGGGAGAGGAUUCGGAGCAGACCGAGAGAGAAAGCGCUGGAUACAGUCACAAAGCCAUGUGGAGGUUCCCUACAUCCCUUCCUGCAACAGGACCCGGGAUGCUCCAGAGGGAAACCAGACACAGACGGACAGGAAGUGCUCUUCACACAGGUGUUCUCCUGUCAGCCGUGUGAUUCUAUUGGCCAGGAUUUUGAGCUCCCUGUCCAAAUCACAGCAAGCCCAGUGCAAGCCUCCCCCCCCGCGGACCGCAGCCUGGAGGAGCUCCUGCAGGAGGCCAUUCAAAAAGUACAGAUGGACCCAAGUGAGUCCAUAGAUGACAUUUUGGAGGAUCCUGUUAGUUGUUCUGAUAAUGUUCCCAACAUUACGGAAAUCCAGACGUCCAGCACCGCCGCCCCGAACUCGUCUCCUAGCCCCCUGCCUGACCAGCCCACCCAGCGAAGCUCCAAAGACGACAGCGCGCUGUCGGCGUCUCCGCUGUGCUCCUCACUGCUGCUGGAGCUUCCCCCCCUCCCGGUCAGCGCCCCUAACUCUGCCCCCCCUCCUCCUCCACCCAUCUGCACCACUCCGCCCCUGAGUGCCCCCUCCAGGAAGAGGAGGUCCAACGCGCCGACCUUUGACCCCGCCGACUGGCUGGAGUCUCUGAGCUCCGGCAUGCAGCCUCUCACUCCGCCGGCCGCUCCGUUCCUGGAGAGCGACUUCGGCCUGGAUUCGGACCUGAACAUCAACAGAGUGCUCGACCUGAUGGUGGAGCAGUGGUGAGGGGCACAGGAGAGCCCAAAUACGCCCCCCGAACAUUCUCUGCCCUAAAAAGUCCUGUCUGAACUUUUCACUUCCCUCACUUUCAUCCAUCUCGCACAUGCGCUGGGCUCGUGGACUUCAGCUCAAGUGACCUAAAGUAGUCAGUCAGCCAAGAUACGUUUGGUGGACAAAGUUUUUGCUUCAGUUUUGCACUGUCCCUGUAAUGUUGCUAUCAGCAUCAUAUUGCUAUUAGCAUCAUACAGGCCCUUCUGGCUGCCCAUCUCUCUGUUGCUAAGUAACAACAGCAUCCUAACUUUGUAACAUCUAAAGGCCAGAAGUUUAACUA
This is a messenger RNA of Colossoma macropomum (tambaqui), 3073 nucleotides long. RefSeq names its product myocardin. The record is from RefSeq and is a predicted model, not a curated record. NCBI's taxonomy places the organism in Eukaryota, Metazoa, Chordata, Actinopteri, Characiformes, Serrasalmidae. Gene Ontology annotation, biological process: smooth muscle cell differentiation.